GCGGAAGCCAAAUGCCCAAAACGGUAUAUGGUGGUGCUUGCGAUGGCUGAAACCGUGUCUGUUGCGGCCGAAUCUCUCACUGGUUGCAGGACGCGGGCGGCACGCACAGUACUAAAUCAAGUAGUGCUCCCGGGUGAGGAACUUCUUCUCCCGGAGCAGGAGGACGUAGAAGGCCCUGGUGGUGGAAGGGAGCGGCCGUUGCGCUUGAAUGCUGGAACACGCUCACGGGUACGCGUAGUGUGCGGCCCCGGCUUGCGGCGUUCUGGUGACCGUCUCCUGGUCACCAAGUGCGGCCGCCUCCGUCACAAGGAGCCCGGCAGCGGCAGCGGUGGUGGCAUUUACUGGGUUGACUCUCAGCAGAAACGGUAUGUUCCUGUGAAAGGAGACCAUGUGAUUGGCAUUGUGACAGCUAAGUCUGGAGAUAUAUUCAAAGUUGAUGUUGGAGGAAGUGAGCCAGCUUCUUUGUCUUACUUGGCAUUUGAAGGUGCAACUAAAAGAAACAGACCAAAUGUGCAGGUUGGAGAUCUCAUCUAUGGGCAAUUUGUAGUUGCUAAUAAGGAUAUGGAACCAGAGAUGGUCUGUAUUGAUAGCUGUGGACGGGCCAAUGGAAUGGGUGUGAUUGGGCACGAUGGUCUGCUCUUUAAAGUGACAUUGGGUCUAAUUAGAAAGCUAUUAGCUCCAGACUGUGAAAUCAUACAAGAAGUGGGUAAACUGUAUCCACUGGAGAUAGUAUUCGGAAUGAAUGGAAGAAUAUGGGUUAAGGCAAAAACUAUUCAGCAGACUUUAAUUUUGGCAAAUAUUUUGGAAGCUUGUGAACACAUGACAGCAGAUCAAAGAAAACAAAUCUUCUCCAGAUUGGCAGAAAGUUGAUAUAUGUGGACUUUUAAAAAAUUAUUAUUGUUUUUUUAAUUUACUAGUCAAGAAUGGUUGUGGGAGCAGUAUGUGGACUUUAACAGGCCAAGCUGAGUUAAGAAACUAUGGAUUUCCUGGGGAAAACAUUUCUCAGGUGAGCGUCUCACUAUUAAAUCUGCAGAAGACAAAAUAAGAAUGUGCAUGCUAUCUUAUUAGAGUCCUAAAUAAAAUAUAUUUGUAAAUUACUGGCUUUCACCCAUGCUCUUGGAGGGGAGAAAAUCUUUUAUAGAUUCACAAUAUAUUUUUUUGUUUUGCACAAUAAAGUGUACUAAAACGUUA
This is a messenger RNA of Nycticebus coucang (slow loris), 1191 nucleotides long. RefSeq names its product exosome component 3 (gene EXOSC3). Gene Ontology annotation, cellular component: cytoplasmic exosome (RNase complex); nuclear exosome (RNase complex). Gene Ontology annotation, molecular function: RNA binding. The coding region runs from base 28 to 870 and encodes 280 amino acids. Gene Ontology annotation, biological process: nuclear polyadenylation-dependent rRNA catabolic process; CUT catabolic process; TRAMP-dependent tRNA surveillance pathway. NCBI's taxonomy places the organism in Eukaryota, Metazoa, Chordata, Mammalia, Primates, Lorisidae. The transcript is spliced from 4 exons. The record is from RefSeq and is a predicted model, not a curated record.